AUGCAAAGUACACUCACCCUGUCGUGCGAGGUAGCUUACUUCUAGCGUGCGCCUGUAAUCUUCAAAACUCCCACCUGUCAGAACCCAAUCAUACUGAUUCUCUUCUAAUUCUAUUUACUUCUCAUGCCACCAUUCCACUCCUACUUUGCACUCCUUCUUUAGCCUAUUACCCUCUACGCCGGAUCCCAGCGCCUGAUCGAGACUCGGUUGACACGUUGGCUUGGGUUGAAGUCGCGCGCCUCGCGGGCACUCGUCUCUCUUCCUUCUUCAUCCAUCUUCCAUCCUCGAUCUUGCGCUCGUACUCAACCCCUUGAGUCGGGAUCCAGUCCUCCAUACUUUCUUACAGGUUAUGAGCCCACAAUCUACCAGCAAAGCCACUAA
Molecule: messenger RNA, 381 nt
Organism: Microbotryum saponariae
Lineage: Eukaryota; Fungi; Basidiomycota; Microbotryomycetes; Microbotryales; Microbotryaceae
Source: the annotation of a GenBank genome assembly